GUACGUCAUGAUUGGGUCAUGAUGAAAUGAGGACAACGUUUUCUUGCGUAUAACAUUUGAUAAGGAAUUACAUGUAAUUUCGAAGGUUACAGAAAACUAUAGCAGUGUUUUCAUUGCACGUAUUAAAAAUAUGCAGUGGAACGGUAUAUUCCGCACUCGGAAUGUGUUACAGGGCUACCAGUGUAGGUUGCAAUAUUGAAUUGCUGCGAAGGAUGGUUUUUAUGCAGGAAGGAGAGUAGUGGGAUAGUAAUGUAUAACUGUAAAAUUAACCAAUAAUAAUCGUGAUAUAUUUUCAUCUAUCAAAAUGAUGGAAGAUCUGCAAGGAGCGGACAUUUGCCGGGUGUGCCGCUCCGAAGGUUUACCAGACCGGCCUCUGUUUCAUCCUUGCAUAUGCACUGGGAGUAUCAAAUGGAUUCAUCAAGAAUGUUUGGUGCAAUGGAUGAGAUACAGCCGUAAAGAAUAUUGUGAGCUAUGUGGGCACCGCUUUUCCUUUACACCAAUUUAUUCACCAGACAUGCCAAGGCGAUUACCUCUUCGUGACGUGGCUGGAGGUUUAUUGUCAAGUGUUGCUACGGCUGUCAAGUACUGGUUACAUUACACACUGGUGGCAUUGGCAUGGCUUGGAGUUGUGCCACUUACAGCAUGUAGGAUUUAUAGAUGUCUUUUCACAGCUUCUGUUGACUCUGUUUUGAUUCUGCCACUGGACAUACUAUCUACGGAAAACAUCCCGUCAGAUGUGUUUCAUGGAUGUUUUGUAGUGACUUGCACGUUGUUUGCAUUCAUUGGUCUGGUGUGGUUGCGGGAACAGAUUUUGCAUGGUGGUGGUCCUGAUUGGCUUGAGAGAGAUAAUAACAAUGUUCCUCCACCAGCGGGGGACGUUCUUGCCCCCCCAGCUCAGCCACCUCCACCUGAUAAUAAUAAUGUAUUGGAACCUGACUUGCAGCAAGGAAUGGAUCAGGAGCAACGUCCAGUUGUGGCUGCUUUAGCAGGAGGUGUUUUGCCACCUCCUGUCAUUGGUGGAGACCUGGAUGGAGUGGACCCUCUUGAAAAUGCUGCUGUAGCAGAUGCAGAUGAAAAUGGAGGUGGUGCCGGAGACAAUGGAGGAGCAGCUGAUGAAGGCAAUUGGAACCCAAUAGAGUGGGAUCGAGCUGCAGAGGAGCUGACUUGGGAACGCCUGCUUGGAUUGGAUGGUUCACUUGUAUUUCUUGAACAUGUGUUCUGGGUUAUCUCAUUAAACACCCUCUUCGUUUUGGUGUUUGCAUUCUGUCCAUACCAUAUCGGACACUUCGCUGUGGUGGGUUUCAGUUUGCGAGAGCAUGCGGCGGCAUCUCACUUUGAAGGUCUUGUUACCACUUUAUGUGGGUAUUGUGUCAUUGGACUCUGCCUUGUCCUGCUACAUGGUUUGGCUUCACAUCUUGGUUUACGAGGUGCCAAGAGAGUUCUUGGGCUUUGUUAUGUAGUGGUGAAGGUGUCCUUACUGUCAGUAGUUGAAAUAGGUGUCCUACCAUUAAUUUGUGGUUGGUGGCUGGAUAUCUGUUCCUUGUCAAUGUUUGAUGCAACCCUUCGAGAUCGAGAGUCGAGUUUUCGCCUCGCUCCUGGCACUUCCAUGUUCAUACAUUGGCUUGUUGGGAUGGUAUAUGUGUACUACUUUGCAUCAUUCAUCUUGCUUCUUAGAGAAGUGUUGAGACCUGGUGUACUUUGGUUCCUGAGAAAUUUAAAUGAUCCUGACUUCAGCCCAAUUCAGGAAAUGAUCCAUCUUCCAAUAGUGCGACAUGUAAGACGACUGCUAGCAUCUGCAGUCAUCUUUGGAACAGCUGUGCUGCUGAUGCUGUGGCUGCCUGUUCGAAUCUUGCGAGUCGUGUGGCCCAGUUUCCUGCCAUACACUGUAGCAUUACAGAGUGAGGCACAGGUUAAUGAGCUGUCACUUGAACUUCUGCUGCUUCAGGUGAUACUUCCUGCAUUGUUGGAGCAGUCACAUACAAGAACUUGGCUAAAAAGCUUAGUGCGCACUUGGUGUCGAGCUGUGGCCUGGCUUUUAGACUUGCAUUCAUACCUUCUUGGUGAUGAAGGAGGAGAGCAGGGGCCUGCAGAUGCUGCUGGGGCCCCUCAAGGUGCUCAGGCCCAUCAUCAGCACCCCGUCAACAACGAUCAUGGCGGUGGAGGUGUGGGAGGUCUUGGUGCAGCACAUCAGGCUCUCUUGCAGCGGGAGGGACCAAUAGGAUUCCAGCCAUAUGAACGUCCACGGUGGUUCCCUGCUCGUUUAGUGGGUCUGUUGCUAGCUGUAUGUGUGACACUUGUGUUUGCUAGCUUGGCUGCUCUUACACUGCCUGUCUGGUUGGGACGUCGCGUCAUGGCUCUCUGGCUUGUUGGAGCUCCUCCCCCUGCUCCACCUGUUGUUGCCACAGUAGCAUCUGCUGUGGGUGGGACAAGCAGCGAUGGUAUCUCUGUUGGUGGCCGAGUGCAUGAACUGUAUACAGCAGCGUGUGGGACCUAUUUGUGUUGGCUUGCAGCUCGUGCAAUUGCCUUGAUGCUUAGCUGGUUGCCCCAGGGCAGGGCCGCCAUUCUUGCCCGUUUACGCCAAUGGUGUGUUUUGGGUGCCAAAUCAGCGGUUGCCUUCUCAGUGCUUCUUGGAGUGGUUCCUCUCCUCUUUGGACUUCUCCUGGAGUUGGUGGUUGUGGUCCCACUGCGCGUGCCUCUUGACCAGACUCCGGUGCUGUUCGUGUGGCAGGACUGGGCCCUGGGUGUCCUGUACACCAAAAUAGCCUGUGCAGUAACCAUGAUGGGUCCUGAGUGGGCACUCCGACGUGCUAUUGAGAGAGCAUAUCGAGAUGGAAUUCGUGGCAUGGAUCUGGCAUUUGUGCUUCGUGAGUUAGCUGCACCAGUGGUGGCCUGUUUUGGUCUGGCUCUUGCCGUCCCAUAUGCCACAGCAUAUGGUAUCAUCCCCUUUGUGGUCGCCAGUCCACACCUGCGGAAUCUCAUAGCACGGAGGCUGUAUCCAUUUCUGCUUCUCAUCAUGCUUGUGGUUGGUGUCAUCGUGUUUCAGAUCCGUCAAUUUCGCAAGCUGUACGAACACAUCAAGAAUGACAAGUACCUGGUGGGACGUAGGCUAGUUAAUUAUGACCACAGGCGUCACAAAUCGUCAAGUGGCAGUAGUAGCAGUCAGUCGAGCAUCCAGCAUUAGAAUGAGAACAAUAAUAUAUGGCAGUUUCAUACCCUCUUGCCAGAUGCUAUAUCUCAUCAGAACUCCCAGUGUUUGGCACUAAGCAUCAGUACAGCUGAGGCUAAUUAUCCUCUUACACAAUAUACCACUGUAAUAUAUACUGCAGGAUAAUACCAGGUGCAUAAUGGUUGCCAACUCUCUUGAAAGUAUACACAGGGUUCUACAUAUGGGCUGUAGCUUUAGAUGUCUUUGACAUGUCAGGUUAGUGAAAAUUAUAGUCAGUGGUUUUUAUCAGUUUCUUAAUUGGUAGAGGUCCAUUUCCUAUAUCCAAUUAUAAUAUUUUUGUUUUGUCAUUCCUGUUAAAUGGGAUUAUUCUGUAGCGCUGCUUAUAACAUACCUACGUACAGAUACAUGUCUGUAAUAUUUAAUCCCAGUUAAAUCUUCAUGGCUGUUGUUUAUUAUUGAUUGUAAAUGCUGGUUGGCUUUGUGGCAUAAUCUGUUUUAAGUGGAUAGUGAUGGAGUAGAAUAGGAUAGUUGGCAACCAUGAUUUGAUGGCACUCAACACAGACUGAGGCUGCUACUCUAUCCCAACCUUACCUUUUACAGGGGUGGACAGACUUCUUGUCUUCCACAGAUGUAUUUUAAAAUCUGAAGUUCAGUUUUUAAGAAACUGUGGUAAAAUAUUUUAAGAUCAUUCUGAACACAAGUUUUUUUUGCCCCUGUACUCUUCUUCUUUCUUAAUGAUUAUAUCUUCCACUGGCUCCAGUAACAAGCAGUUGUUUAGAAAAUGUUGAACUUUCAUAAUUUUUUUCAAAUAACUUCAUGCUGAAUUGUGGAAUAUGUCUCUGUUUUUUAUAUUAAACUGAAAGCUACAGUAUGAAAGAGUUAGACACGAAUAAUACACAGCUCUUAAGUUAAUGCAAGUGAAUUUAACCCCAGAUUAAGAUCUAAAUACUGUUUAUGUUUUUUGUUGAGAAAAUAAAAAAAUUAAGUUUGUUUUGGUCCUAGAGUUACACAUGUGGUUCACAAGUUUCAGUUUGGCCACCUCUGCCACAUACCCUUCCUGCCAGAUACUUAAUUGUAGUGGUAAACCUGUUGCAAGUAGCGAAUGGAUGAAAUUGUGUGAAUGUCAUGAGCAAGUGACACAAUUGGCAUAGUAUUUAUCAUUUAGGUUGUUAUUGGUCUGUUGGAAUACAGUUUUGGCCAGUGGUCUGGCACUGCUGAGGGAAUGAAAGGUCAAUAAAGGACCGCUAUGAUUACUUCUGUGAUGUGUAAUUGAUUGAGGGGUAAGACAUCUUUUUUUUUCAAUAAGUCCCAUUCAUAAAAUGCGAAGAAUGUUUAGUAGUAGUUACAAAAGGGCUAGAGAUACUCUGAUAAUAAAAUUGCACAA
Molecule: messenger RNA, 4550 nt
Organism: Cryptotermes secundus
Lineage: Eukaryota; Metazoa; Arthropoda; Insecta; Blattodea; Kalotermitidae
Product: E3 ubiquitin-protein ligase MARCH6
Exons: 7
Coding region: 305-3181 (958 amino acids)
Cellular component (GO): endoplasmic reticulum membrane
Molecular function (GO): zinc ion binding
Source: RefSeq, a predicted model, not a curated record